This is a messenger RNA of Exophiala bonariae, 3642 nucleotides long. RefSeq lists its product as uncharacterized. The transcript is spliced from 2 exons. The coding region runs from base 1 to 3642 and encodes 1213 amino acids. Gene Ontology annotation, molecular function: mRNA binding. Gene Ontology annotation, biological process: spliceosomal complex assembly. Gene Ontology annotation, cellular component: U2-type prespliceosome; catalytic step 2 spliceosome; U2 snRNP. NCBI's taxonomy places the organism in Eukaryota, Fungi, Ascomycota, Eurotiomycetes, Chaetothyriales, Herpotrichiellaceae. The record is from RefSeq and is a predicted model, not a curated record.
AUGUCGGAUGCCGACUUCGACACUGUUCGGCGCUUGCAGGCCGAGCGCAAUGCUCAGUCGGCUGGCAAAAAAGGUUCAAAGACCUUUGAUCCCUCCAGUCAGCGCACUGACUCUUCCACCAAGGCCUCAUUGACGGAGACUUUCGACACACAGCUUUACGACCGAAAUGGCCCGGACAAGUUCGCUGGGUACCAUACCUCUCUGCCUACCGAUGAUGACGACGAAGAAAUGCCAGACGCUGGUGAUAGUAGGAGGCUUGUUGGUCAAUACACUGCUACAAAAGACCAGAUGAAUGAGUUCUCACGAGGGAAUGGAGUUGAGGAGGAAGAUAUUCUACUUGGGCGUGAGAAAUCUGCCAGAAUAGCAGAUCGUGAGACUGAUUAUCAGAAGCGAAGAUUUGAGCGAGGCGCACUCACUCCCACACGAGCCGACCCGUUCGCUGCCAACAAACAUGCAGGCCUUACUGAAGGCUCGACUUAUCGCGAAGUUAUGCAACUCCAGGACCUUGAGCGAGAAGAAGAGCGAGUCAAGAAACUCAUAGCUGAGAAACAGACCGACACCGACGCCGUUGCCGUCGCCGAACACAAACCUUCUUUAAAGGAAGCCGAUAAAGAAAACGCUGAUGCAGGCUCCACCGUGGAAGCAACGGGACGGAAGCGGAAGAAGAGAUGGGACGUUUCAAGUGAGACCGCGGUAGCAACCGGUGGUGCAGAGGAAAAGAAGCGUUCAAGAUGGGAUCAGGCCCCAGGCCCCGAGGAAGCAUCUACAUCGACGAAACGAUCAAGAUGGGACCAGGCUCCCGCUCUUGGUUCAGCUACACCCAGCGGAAAUGCCGGACUCGCGACACCGAUGCACCCUUCUCAAUCUGGAUUCGGGACUGAUAUUACAGCCCGCAGCGCUACUUGGUCUGAUGAGGAUCUCGACAUGAUGCUUCCUACUGAGGGCUAUACCGUCUUGGAACCUCCUCCAGGGUAUGCGCCUGUCCGGAUCGCGACUAGAAAGGCCAUAGCAACUCCUGCUGCAGUCGGUAGCUCAUCCGGAAUUGGCGGUUUCAUGAUGCAAGAACCAGAAAAUCCAAGAAUGAUGGGUAAACAGCUUCCGACUGAUAUUCCUGGUGUGGGCGACUUGCAAUUCUUCAAAACUGAAGACAUGGCUUACUUUGGUAAACUCGUGGACGGAGCCGAUGAAAAUGCCAUGUCGGUGGAAGAGCUGAAGGAACGCAAGAUCAUGCGAUUACUUCUCAAGGUUAAGAACGGCACCCCGCCAAUGCGCAAAACUGCGUUACGACAGUUGACAGAUAACGCCCGCCAGUUUGGAGCAGGCCCUUUAUUCAACCAGAUCCUGCCCUUGCUUAUGGAGAAAACUUUGGAAGACCAAGAGAGGCAUCUACUUGUAAAGGUCAUCGAUCGAGUUCUAUACAAGCUUGAUGACUUGAUCCGACCAUACGUCCACAAGAUCCUGGUCGUUAUUGAACCCUUACUCAUUGAUCAGGACUAUUACGCUCGGGUCGAAGGUCGAGAGAUCAUCUCUAAUCUAAGCAAAGCAGCGGGCUUGGCGCACAUGAUCAGUACGAUGAGACCUGAUAUUGAUCAUGUUGACGAAUACGUCCGAAAUACAACUGCCCGGGCCUUCGCCGUGGUCGCCUCCGCUUUGGGUAUCCCUGCACUGCUUCCUUUCCUACGUGCUGUCUGUCGGAGCAAGAAGUCCUGGCAAGCUCGACACACUGGAGUGAAGAUUGUCCAACAAAUCCCAAUCCUAAUGGGGUGCGCCAUAUUGCCACAUCUCAAAGGCUUGGUGGAUUGUAUCGCUGAUAAUCUCAGCGACGAACAAGCCAAGGUGAGGACUGUGACAUCUCUAGCAAUUGCUGCUCUGGCCGAGGCUGCGAACCCUUACGGUAUCGAGAGCUUCGACGACAUUCUCAACCCGCUUUGGACUGGUGCUCGGAAGCAGCGCGGUAAAGGCCUUGCAGGCUUUUUGAAGGCCGUUGGCUAUAUCAUACCCCUCAUGGACGAAGAAUAUGCCAACUACUAUACUAGUCAAAUCAUGGAAAUUCUGCUUCGAGAGUUCGCAUCUCCUGAUGAAGAGAUGAAGAAAGUUGUUCUAAAAGUCAUUUCUCAGUGCGCAAGUACCGAUGGAGUGACAGCUGGGUAUCUCAAGGAGCAUGUGCUACAGGACUUUUUCAAGAGCUUCUGGGUUAGAAGAAUGGCCCUUGACAAACGAAAUUAUCGACAAGUGGUGGAGACAACUGUAGACCUGGGACAGAAAGUGGGCGUCAGCGAAAUAGUCGAGCGAGUGGUCAACAACCUCAAAGACGAAAGCGAGGCCUACCGCAAGAUGACUGUGGAAACCAUUGAGAAGGUCAUUGCAUCUCUCGGCGCUGCAGACAUAGGCGAACGCCUGGAAGAACGACUUGUCGAUGGUAUUCUGCAUGCUUUUCAAGAACAAAGCAUUGAGGACAUCGUCAUGCUGAACGGAUUCGGUACAGUGGUCAAUGCACUUGGCACUCGAUGCAAGCCUUAUCUACCACAAAUCGUCAGUACCAUCCUUUGGCGGCUCAACAAUAAAUCUGCUACUGUACGUCAGCAGGCGGCAGAUCUGAUUUCUCGCAUAGCAAUGGUGAUGAAACAAUGCGGUGAAGACGCACUCAUGGGCAAGCUAGGUGUUGUGCUGUACGAAUACCUGGGAGAAGAAUACCCUGAAGUUCUUGGUUCAAUUUUGGGUGCUCUUCGGUCAAUAGUCACCGUUGUCGGCAUCAACCAAAUGCAGCCUCCGAUCAAAGACCUGCUCCCGCGCUUAACGCCCAUCCUUCGAAAUCGGCACGAAAAGGUACAGGAGAAUACCAUCGACCUCGUUGGCCGUAUCGCAGAUCGGGGCCCCGAGUCAGUUAAUGCACGUGAAUGGAUGCGUAUAUGCUUCGAGCUGCUGGACAUGCUGAAAGCUCACAAAAAGGGUAUUCGCCGGGCAGCGAACAACACCUUCGGCUUCAUUGCCAAGGCAAUUGGGCCUCAAGAUGUUCUCGCUACACUACUCAACAAUCUUCGUGUGCAGGAACGGCAGUCUCGUGUCUGCACCGCCGUUGCAAUCGGCAUCGUCGCCGAGACCUGUGCGCCGUUCACUGUCCUUCCAGCGCUGAUGAACGAGUAUCGGGUGCCUGAGCUCAAUGUUCAAAACGGCGUGCUGAAGUCCCUCUCAUUCCUCUUCGAGUACAUCGGCGAGAUGGCAAAGGACUACGUCUAUGCAGUGACUCCUCUACUCGAAGACGCACUCAUCGACCGCGAUCAAGUCCAUCGCCAAACCGCUGCCAGUGUCGUCAAGCACGUUGCUCUCGGGGUCGUUGGACUCGGCUGUGAAGAUGCGAUGGUUCAUCUCCUCAACCUCCUAUAUCCCAACCUCUUCGAAACAAGUCCACACGUCAUUGACCGAAUUAUUGAGGCCAUCGAGGCCAUCAGAAUGGCUGUCGGAACUGGCAUUGUGAUGAACUACGUCUGGGCUGGACUAUUUCACCCAGCCAGGAAGGUCCGCACGCCCUACUGGAGAUUGUACAAUGAUGCAUACGUCCAUUCAGCGGACUCGAUGGUGCCAUAUUAUCCCAACAUGAAGGAUGAAGGUCUCCCACGAGAUGAGUUGUUCAUCGUACUCUGA